Phacochoerus africanus (Common warthog) is the source of this 7518-nucleotide messenger RNA. Its product is annotated as protocadherin alpha-13-like. Gene Ontology annotation, molecular function: calcium ion binding. NCBI's taxonomy places the organism in Eukaryota, Metazoa, Chordata, Mammalia, Artiodactyla, Suidae. Gene Ontology annotation, cellular component: plasma membrane. Gene Ontology annotation, biological process: homophilic cell-cell adhesion. The record is from RefSeq and is a predicted model, not a curated record.
GUCACAUGAUGUCGCUGUACACCCGAAAGGUGAAAAGAGAAAACUCCACGCCCAGAUUCCAACCGUUCACAAAAUAGGAUUGACUCCAUAUUGACCGUAAUGCUGAGUAAAAUUUACUAAAUAUAUACUUACAGAAAGGGGAAACUGCUCAUAGAUGUUGACAGGCGAGCUACCUCCUAAAACCGACAGUCUCACCGCAGAGAUCUCAUUAUCUGCAAUGGUCUUUUCCUGGCGAGGGGGCUUCGAAUCUCGGCGACUGCUACUCUCGCUUCUGCUCCUCGCAGCCUGGGAGGCCGGGAGCGGCCAGGUCCGCUACUCUGUCCCGGAGGAGGCCAAACACGGCACCUUCGUGGGCCGCAUCGCCCAGGACCUGGGGCUGGAGCUGGCCGAGCUGGUGCCGCGCCUGUUCCGGAUGGCGUCCAAAGGCGGCGGGGACCUUCUGGAGGUAAACCUGCAGAAUGGCAUUUUGUUUGUGAAUUCUCGGAUCGACCGGGAGGAGCUGUGCGGGCGGAGCCUGGAGUGCAGCAUCCACCUGGAGGUGAUCGUGGAGCGGCCGCUGCAGGUGUUCCACGUGGAGGUGGAGGUGAAGGACAUUAACGACAACCCGCCGGUGUUCAGAGAAAGAGAACAAAAGGUACUUAUUUCUGAAUCUGCUCCUCUGGACUCUCGUUUUCCUCUAGAGGGCGCUUCUGAUGCGGAUAUUGGCUUAAACUCUCUUCUGACCUAUAGGUUAAGUCUCAAUGAAUAUUUUACUCUCAAAGUAGUAACGAAAACCGAUAAAAGUAUAUUGCCUGAACUCAUUCUUCGGAAGUCUUUGGAUAGAGAGGAAAUGCCAGAACUUACCAUUUUGCUGACCGCUCUGGAUGGCGGUAAACCCGAGCUAACAGGAUCUGUUCAGAUUCAAAUCACAAUCCUGGAUGUCAAUGACAACGCUCCUGAGUUUGAUAAACCCAGCUAUAAAGUAGUGCUGUUUGAAAAUGUCCCAAAUGACACCAGAGUGAUUCAACUAAAUGCUUCUGAUCUAGAUGAAGGACCAAAUAGAGAAAUUUCCUAUGGAAUCAGAAUGAUUUUGCCAGUGAGUGAAAAACGUAUGUUUUCAAUAAAUUCAGAAACAGGUGAAAUUAGAAUUUACGGGAAAUUGGAUUUUGAAGAGAAUAACGAGUAUGAAAUUCAGGUUAACGCUGUUGAUAAAGGGAUUCCUUCCAUGGCAGGUCACUGCACAGUCUUGGUAGAAGUUCUCGACCUGAAUGACAAUGCCCCUGAGGUAAUGGUCACUUCGCUGUCGCUCCCAGUGCGAGAGGAUGCUCAGAUGGGCACUGUCAUUGCCUUGAUCAGCGUGUCCGACCGCGAUUCUGGUGCCAAUGGGCAGGUGACCUGCUCGCUGAUGCCCCACAGCCCCUUCAAGCUGGUGUCCACCUUCAAGAAUUACUAUUCGCUGGUGCUGGACGGCACCUUGGACCGCGAGAGCGUGGCGAGCUACGAGCUGGUGGUGACCGCGCGGGACGGCGGCUCGCCUUCGCUGUGGGCCACGGCCAGCGUGUCGGUGGAGGUGGGCGACGUGAACGACAACGCGCCGGUGUUCGCGCAGCCCGAGUACACGGUGUUCGUGAAGGAGAACAACGCGCCCGGCUGCCACAUCUUCACGGUGUCGGCGCGCGACGCGGACGCGCAGGAGAACGCGCGGGUGGCCUACUCGCUGGUGGAGCGGCGGGUGGGCGAGCGCGCGCUGUCGAGCUACGUGUCGGUGCACGCGGAGAGCGGCAAGGUGUUCGCGCUGCAGCCGCUGGACCGCGAGGAGCUGGAGCUGCUGCAGGUCGGGGUGAGCGCGCGCGACGCGGGCGCGCCGCCUCUGGGCAGCAACGUGACGCUGCAGGUGUUCGUGCUGGACGAGAACGACAACGCGCCGGCGCUGCUGCCGCCGCCGCCGCCGUCGCCUUGGGUGGUGGCGAAGGUGCGCGCGGUGGACGCGGACUCGGGCUACAACGCGUGGCUGUCGUACGAGCUGCAGGAGGCGGCGUCGGGGGGCGCGCGGAGCGCGUUCCGCGUGGGGCUGUACACGGGCGAGAUCAGCACGACGCGCGCCCUGGACGAGGCGGACGCGGCGCGCCAGCGCCUGCUGGUGCUGGUGAGGGACCACGGCGAGCCGGCGCUGACGGCCACGGCCACCGUGCUGCUGUGGCUGGAGGACGGCGGCCCGGCGCCCAAGGCGUCCUCGCGGCGGGUGGUGGGCCCCGCGGCGGCGGCGGAGGCGGCGCUGGUGGACGUGCACGUGUACCUGGUGGUGGCGAUCUGCGCGGUGUCGAGCCUGCUGGUGCUGACGCUGCUGGUGUACACGGCGCUGCGGUGCUCGGCGCCGCGCGGCGAGGGCGCGUGCGUGCCCGGGCAGGCGCGGCUGGUGUGCUCGAGCGCGGUGGGCAGCUGGUCUUCGUCUCCGCGGCGGCGGCGGCGGCAGCGGGUGUGCUCUGGGGAGGGGCCGCCCAAGGCCGACCUCAUGGCCUUCAGCCCCAGCCUGCCUCCGUGUCCACUACCAGAUGGGGAAGUCGGGGAGCAGUCUACUGGAGGUGACACUUCUAGCAAGGUAGUCAAUAUACUUUACAUAUCUCUUAAAUCUUUUGAGUGUACCAUGCUCUUUUCCUGGAGAGGAGGCCCAGGAGUUCGGCUUCGGCUGCUCUCGCUUCUGUUUCUCGCAGCCUGGGAGGCGGGGAGCGGCCAGGUCCGCUACUCUGUCCCGGAGGAGGCCAAACACGGCACCUUCGUGGGCCGCAUCGCCCAGGACCUGGGGCUGGAGCUGGCCGAGCUGGUGCCGCGCCUGUUCCGGAUGGCGUCCAAAGGCGGCGGGGACCUUCUGGAGGUAAACCUGCAGAAUGGCAUUUUGUUUGUGAAUUCUCGGAUCGACCGGGAGGAGCUGUGCGGGCGGAGCCUGGAGUGCAGCAUCCACCUGGAGGUGAUCGUGGAGCGGCCGCUGCAGGUGUUCCACGUGGAGGUGGAGGUGAAGGACAUUAACGACAACCCGCCGGUGUUCCCUGAAAGUGAAAAAAGAAUAAUCAUUGCUGAAUCCAGACCUCCGGAAACUCGGUUUCCACUAGAUGGCGCAUCUGAUGCAGAUAUUGGAGUAAACUCCGCCUUGACCUACCAAGUCUAUCCAAACGACUAUUUCACUUUGGACCCGCAAAACACCCGUGAACAAACGUCUUCGUUAUCACUUGUGUUAAGGAAAUCAUUGGACAGAGAGGAAAUUCAGGAACAUAAUUUAUUACUGACAGCCAGUGAUGGAGGUAAACCUGAGCUGACCGGCACAGUUCAGCUGCUGAUUACAAUCCUGGAUGUGAAUGACAACGCCCCAGAAUUUGACCAAUUAAUCUAUAAAGUGAGAAUGUUAGAGAGUGCAUUUAAUGGAACGUUAGUGAUCAAACUAAAUGCCACAGAUCCUGAUGAUGGUACAAAUGCAGACAUAAUAUAUUCAUUUAGAAGACCUGUAUCACCUGCAGUAUUGUAUGCAUUUUCCAUAAAUUCCGACAGUGGAGAAAUUAGGACAAAAGGUAAAUUGGAUUUCGAAGAAAGGAAAUUGUAUGAAAUAUCCGUGGAAGCAAUCGACAGGGGGAAUAUUCCGAUGGCGGGUCACUGUACCAUUUUGGUGGAAAUAGUAGAUAUAAAUGAUAACGCUCCAGAGGUUACCAUCACUUCUCUGGCUCUUCCUAUCCAAGAGAAUGCUCAGGUGGGCACCGUCAUUGCCUUGAUCAGCGUGUCGGACCGUGACUCGGGUGCCAAUGGGCAGGUGACCUGCUCGCUGAUGCCCCACAGCCCCUUCAAGCUGGUGUCCACCUUCAAGAAUUACUAUUCGCUGGUGCUGGACGGCACCUUGGACCGCGAGAGCGUGGCGAGCUAUGAGCUGGUGGUGACCGCGCGGGACGGCGGCUCGCCUUCGCUGUGGGCCACGGCCAGCGUGUCGGUGGAGGUGGGCGACGUGAACGACAACGCGCCGGUGUUCGCGCAGCCCGAGUACACGGUGUUCGUGAAGGAGAACAACGCGCCCGGCUGCCACAUCUUCACGGUGUCGGCGCGCGACGCGGACGCGCAGGAGAACGCGCGGGUGGCCUACUCGCUGGUGGAGCGGCGGGUGGGCGAGCGCGCGCUGUCGAGCUACGUGUCGGUGCACGCGGAGAGCGGCAAGGUGUUCGCGCUGCAGCCGCUGGACCGCGAGGAGCUGGAGCUGCUGCAGGUCGGGGUGAGCGCGCGCGACGCGGGCGCGCCGCCUCUGGGCAGCAACGUGACGCUGCAGGUGUUCGUGCUGGACGAGAACGACAACGCGCCGGCGCUGCUGCCGCCGCCGCCGCCGUCGCCUUGGGCGCCGCCCGGGUGGCCCGGGGGGCGCGGGCGGCGGGCGGGCGUGGUGAGCCAGCGGGUGCCGCGGUGGGUGGGCGCGGGCCAGGUGGUGGCGAAGGUGCGCGCGGUGGACGCGGACUCGGGCUACAACGCGUGGCUGUCGUACGAGCUGCAGGAGGCGGCGUCGGGGGGCGCGCGGAGCGCGUUCCGCGUGGGGCUGUACACGGGCGAGAUCAGCACGACGCGCGCCCUGGACGAGGCGGACGCGGCGCGCCAGCGCCUGCUGGUGCUGGUGAGGGACCACGGCGAGCCGGCGCUGACGGCCACGGCCACCGUGCUGCUGUGGCUGGAGGACGGCGGCCCGGCGCCCAAGGCGUCCUCGCGGCGGGUGGUGGGCCCCGCGGCGGCGGAGGCGGCGCUGGUGGACGUGCACGUGUACCUGGUGGUGGCGAUCUGCGCGGUGUCGAGCCUGCUGGUGCUGACGCUGCUGGUGUACACGGCGCUGCGGUGCUCGGCGCCGCGCGGCGAGGGCGCGUGCGUGCCCGGGCAGGCGCGGCUGGUGUGCUCGAGCGCGGUGGGCAGCUGGUCUUCGUCUCCGCGGCGGCGGCGGCGGCAGCGGCAGCGGCAGCGGCAGCGGGUGUGCUCUGGGGAGGGGCCGCCCAAGGCCGACCUCAUGGCCUUCAGCCCCAGCCUGCCUCCGUGUCUGAAUUCCGCAGAGGGAACAGGGGAAAUUGAAGCAGGUUCCGAACAGCUGAAAGAGCCACGGCAGCCCAACCCUGACUGGCGUUACUCUGCCUCCCUGAGAGCAGGAAUGCACAGCUCUGUGCACCUGGAGGAGGCUGGCAUUCUACGGGCUGGUCCAGGAGGGCCUGAUCAGCAGUGGCCGACGGUAUCGAGUGCGACACCAGAACCAGAGGCAGGAGAGGUGUCCCCUCCAGUCGGUGCUGGUGUCAACAGCAACAGCUGGACCUUUAAAUACGGACCAGGCAACCCCAAACAAUCUGGUCCCGGUGAGUUGCCAGACAAAUUCAUUAUCCCAGGAUCUCCUGCAAUCAUCUCCAUCCGGCAGGAGCCUACUAACAGCCAAAUUGACAAAAGUGACUUCAUAACCUUCGGCAAAAAGGAGGAGACCAAGAAAAAGAAGAAAAAGAAGAAGGGUAACAAGACCCAGGAGAAAAAAGAGAAAGGGAACAGCACGACUGACACCAGUGACCAGUGAGGUCACCUAAUGGAAACAAGCCACUUAGCCAGUUUUUGUAACAAUGGCAACCCUCUCCCAUGUAGCAACUCCUUCUCCUUUCUCCUGUCCACACGAGCCCUCUCUUAGAGACCUCAGAAAUCUGCAGAAAGUUCCCUGUGUCUGUCUAGCUCGCAUUUAACAGGUUUUGUCUUCAAAGCUUUACUAAGUCUGGUGUUAACUCUUUCUCUCCACUCUGGCUUGUUUUCAGAACCCAAAAAGCAGACCCAAGUUUCCUUUCUCCUCCGCCGCAAAGGAGAGGCUUCCCAGCCCCGCCCGUGAGAGGUUGGACUCUCUGCCCUGUGCUCCGGGGAUCCUGUCUUGAUGACACUUGCAGGGCAGGCUGAAAGGUUUUGAGAUUGAGCAGCUUGAGUGUCUGUGGACACUGGGUAUGUGUGGCCACUGAGGGUCUGUGAGUGCCAGGUCGUGGUUGGGAUGGGCCAGCUUAGACUAGAAGGGCUGGGAAACAAAGGCCAAUGAACCGUGGGACGUGUGAAGCGCAAAGGGACCAGACUUUCGCAAUCUUACAACUCGAGAGGUGGUGGCCACCCUCUAGCAGACAAAACUCCCCCCCACUGACAAGGCUUUGGGAAUCCCUAAAGUCUCUGGGCUGUGGUGUCCCAUUAUGCCUAAAAACUGCAUUUUACCUACAAGCCAAUAGUUCAGUGUUGAACAGGGGCCAGCCAGGGCAACAGAAGCAGAUCUGAUGUGUUUCCUAUAUUUGUCCUUGUGCUCACUUUAUUAAAAAUUCUUUUGCACACAAUGUUUAUGAAAAGGUCAGAUCCUUUUCCAGCGACACUUAUGCAAAAGCAAAAGAAAACCCCGACACCUCACUUUAUGCUGUUUGUUGUUUGAUAGAUUUAUUUAAAAAAGAGGAACAUCUAUAAACUAUAAACCUUUAAAGAGAAAUAUGAUGAAUACAUUUCCCCUAAAUGAUCCUCGAAAGAGAAGUCCGUCUACAGCCAUUGAAACGACCAUUGCUGCUACAGAAGUGCUUUAAGAGAAUUGCCUGAAACAUCUGUAUUAUACUGGCCACCUGCCAAUCACAGCUUUACUCUUGCAGAUCACUCUGGGGCUGCCUCUUGCAUGUAUUAAUGCCGAAAUAAAAGGAUCUUUCUCUCUCUCUUUUCUAAGAAACAAUUAUGUGCACUUUGAACACACCACCCUCUCUAGCCAACCAUAUCAAGACCCAGAAAUCGAAGAAAAGCAUUGUUUUCUCAUACAUACAGUGAGCAGACUUUUCAGUCCUCUGAUUCUGUGAUUUGUCUUGGUGUGCUAGCCAACACCUCUUUGGUUUAGUUUUCUAUUUCUGUAACGCUCUGAAUUGCUAAUCUUGCUAACACCUAUGAUGUUAUCUGAACUCAAUCUCCCAUAUGUAUGCUGUAUGCUAGUAUAAGACUCCUGAAAUAUAUUUACUCUGUGCUUGUGUAUGUGGAUGUUAAUGCAACUAUUACCUAGAGUGAACUUUAAGCUUUAUUGUUGAAUGUAAUUCCAUUAUAUUUCCUUUUGUACACCUGUGGAAAAGUGGAGUAGUGUUUUGUUUUGUUUUGUUUUGUUUUUAAACCAUUGUUAAUCAGCUUUUGUGUAUGAAAGACACAGUAAAAUUUCUUUCUUAAAUCAAGAGACUGGUGAUUCAAGGAAUUUUAUUUAUGGUCAGCCGAGAGCCCUCUCUUGCCAACACUCCUGCUGGCAAGGGAAUGGAUAAAGCUGUUUUUUUCUAGUAACAAUUCUGGAAGGAAUACCGAAGAUAUUCCCCGAGGGCGUGCAAGCGCAAAAUUGACCAAUCUGACCUCUUGGAAGUCACAGGAAUGCUUUGAAAUUCUAACAAUAGCUGGAAUAUCAGCUCAUAGAGAACAGGAAAAUUUACUGUCACCUUGAAUAAGAAAUUUUGAUUUUGUUGAAAUGUACAAUUUAGAAGUUUGAUUAUUAUUAUCUUUUAAAAGUUAACAUAAAAGAGG